This is a messenger RNA of Dendronephthya gigantea, 781 nucleotides long. RefSeq names its product streptavidin-V2-like. The record is from RefSeq and is a predicted model, not a curated record. The coding region runs from base 112 to 675 and encodes 187 amino acids. The transcript is spliced from 4 exons. Lineage: Eukaryota; Metazoa; Cnidaria; Anthozoa; Malacalcyonacea; Nephtheidae. Gene Ontology annotation, molecular function: biotin binding.
UUCGUGGCGAAUCGACCAAAUAUAAGCCUUGGAUAAUUUGCUUAUACCUUGUUGAAAAUAAGUGCCGCAGCAAAGGAUCGUUCAAAAGAAAUAACUUUGAUCUUUCCUCCAAUGGCGACUCACUUUCUUCUCUGCCUCUUCUUCUCUUCUGGAAUGCUUGCUAAUAUUAAAGCAACAAUUCAGAAGGAUUGGGAAAGCAAAUAUCAGGUAGAACAAUCUUGGGAGGAUCAGAAUUUUCGAGCGCUUUCCAAACAGUUCUUCAAAACGUCAACCAAGUGGUACAAUGAACUUGGAUCCGAAAUGAUCAUAACAAGUUUGGACAGGAACAACGGCUCUUUCGAAGGAACAUACAACUCUGGUGUUGGACAAGCUGAGAAGGAAUAUUACCUGGUUGGCAGGUUCGACACUAAUGGGUCUACAAUAGGAUGGGUCGUAUCUUGGCAAAACAAGUUUCUCAUUUCUCAUUCCACAACUGCUUGGUCCGGACAGAUGCAGUUCCAGAACCCAGAGAAACCAGUCAUUCUGACUACGUGGCUGCUGACCCGCCAAACGGAGCCCAAGGAUGACUGGGAAUCAACCAUAGUUGGAUUUGAUACCUUCACUCAAGACCCUCCAAGUCAAGAAACCAUCGAAAGAGCCAAACUCCGUCGCCGGGUUCAGCCAUCCACAAAAUAAAGGGAAAUAAGAGGCUUCUGUAUAUUUUGUAUACAACUUUUGCUACUAAGUAAAUGCUGUAUGCGUAAUAUUUUGGUUUCAUUUGCAAUAAAGUUGAUGACAACUA